AAAGCGUUCUCUAUCGUUUCUUACGUCGCGAUUUGACGCGUUCAAGGGCUCUCACGUCUGUUAUUUCACGAAAGAAGGAAUCGGCCAGCCGAAAAUCGCGUUGUAUUGUUAUGAGCACCUCCCGACGUGCAGUUUCUACGAAGGGCGGGUUCGCGGCACUAAAGGCAGCGCGACAAGGGCAAUCGCGUUCAAAACAAUGGAAGGACGAUGAAGACAUUGACUUAUAUGAUGAGGUGGAUGAAGCACAAUAUAAGUCAAUCGUCAAAGGCCGCCUUCAACGUGAUGACUUCGUUAUUGAUGAUGACGGUGCUGGAUAUGCGGAUAAUGGGCUUGAAGGAUGGGAUGAUGAUGGACGUCACGGCCUUCAGAUAGAUGAGGAUAGCGAUCAUGACCGCAAUCACAAAAAUAAGUCAUCUAAGCAAUCUAAGUCUACCAAAGGCGCUAGAUUGGAGGCCUCUGCGCCGACACCUGAUGUUUCGGCUUACAGACGAGUGCAUGCACCAGAAAAGGAAGCAGACUUCAUGAGCAACAUAUUCUCCGCCAUGGACGCCGUUAAGCCAAAGGCCAAAACAACAAAGUCUGCUCCUUCGCGACGCAAUAAACGCAAAUCUAGCCCUGUCCAUUACACCUCGUCUGAUCACGACCUAAACAGCCAUAUCGUCUCUGGAUCAAAUGCUUGGAGGGGUGGGAUGGAUAAAAGCGACGCAUCAUCGGAUGCGGAGGCACUGCCAAUUAGCAGUCCAACGCGAGCCCACAAUCCCAAACGAGUCAAAUUCAAUGGAGAGGUGGACCCAAAGGUUAUCAAGGAUGUCUCGAGGCUAAAAGUUGAAGGGGCCGACGAUGCUGAACUUAGUUUUGAUGCCGCCGAUUUUGACGACUGUGAUUUCCAGGACUUCAUGGAAGUUGAUGAAGUUAAAUCUGUGGUGAAGGACCCACCCGUUGCAGAAAAGUUAACGUACGCUCGCUCCUCAGCAAUCGCGGCUCCUAGUAGGGAAGAUGGGACUGGCGCUCCGGCCUGGUUAGAUAUGUACUCCAAGCUGGCCACCAAGACUCAGGACGAAGACACAGACCUUGUGGCCGCUUCUACCACUGCGUCACUCAUUCCUGGCGCUUUCGCCGAUGAAAAUAUACUCGAGAAAGAUGGUUCCUUGCACUUCUUCUGGCUCGACUAUUUGGAGGAAGGUGGGAAGCUGUUCCUGAUUGGGAAGGUUCUCGAUAGGAGUAGCCUCUCGCAUUCUAAGGGUAGGGGGAUGAUAAAGUACAUAAGCUGCCUUCUGAAGCUGGAAGGCAUUGAACGGAAUUUGUUCAUCCUUCCUCGUGAUAAGCGCAUUGAGGAUGGUUUCGUUACCGACAUGACUCCAGAGAAGGAAGAUGUUGAAGCCGAUUUUGACACUAUGCGACGGCAGGUUAAAAUUAAGUCGUAUGCCUCUAAAUGGGUCAAGCGCAAGUACACAUUCGGUUUUAAUGGUGCUGCAGCGGAUAUUCCUGAUGGUGAAUUCGAGUGGCUCAAAGUGUCAUACAGCUUCAAAGACCCGCAAUUUCCUAGCGGAGAUUCGCCUAAUAUCGCGCACAUCUUAGGCACUAAUACGAGCGCCUUUGAACUGUUCGUCCUGAAGCGGAAAAUCAUGGGGCCAUGUUGGAUACGUGUCCAGCAACCCGAAGUGAAACAUGAAGGGAUAUCCUGGUGCAAAGUGGAGGUAUCAGUCAGCGAUCCAAAGCUUGUCAAUCCAUUCUCUGACACAGAUGACACUGCGCCUCGCGACAUGCCUCCCCUCACGGUUAUGAGUUUGUCGAUGCGUUCUGUCGUGAAUCACCAGUUGAACACCAGAGAGGUAAUUGCGGUGAGCACGAGAGUAUGGGAGAAUAAUAAGAUCGAUGACACAAGUCCUCCCGAACAACUCCCCUCUGUGUCGCAUACCGUCGUCAGACCGCUUGGAAAAUAUCCGAACGGUUUUGAGGCCAAAGCCCGAGCGCAGAAGAACAAGAUUAUCCCAGCAACGAGCGAAAGAGCGCUGAUGGGGACACUGCUUGCUCAAAUACAUCGUCACGAUCCGGACAUCAUUAUUGGACAUGAGUUCAUUUCCACCCACUUGGAGAUUAUCCUUCAACGCGCCAGAGAAUUGAAAACUGAGCAUUGGUCACGACUUGGCCGUGUUCGUCGAGCAAAACCUCCUCAUGUAACCAAGUACGGAAAUAUGAAGUUCUUGGCUGGCCGUCUGGUUUGUGAUCUUUCAAGUGAUGGCGCCAAGGGUAUGAUUGCGUCGACAACCUGGUCGUUAACCGAGAUGUGCGCGACCCAACUGAAAGUCACAAGAGAAGACAUCGACUUAGACGACACUCCUAUGUAUCUCGAUGGCACUGUUAGCUCACCGGAGCCCAUGCUUCGCUUUGUUCAGCAUUGCGAGAUGGAUGCGUUUUUUCAGAUGGCUAUUGCGUGGAAGGUGCAAAUACUGCCACUCACAAGGCAGCUGACGAACCUUGCUGGAAACUCCUGGCAUCGUACUCUCACUGGCGCGCGUGCAGAACGAAAUGAAUACAUCUUGCUGCACGAGUUCCACCGCCUGAAAUAUAUUUGCCCCGACAAGUACUGGACCAAGCAGGAUUCGAUAGCCAAGGCCAAGGCUGAGGCUGAGGAAUUCGAAGAUGAAGAUGGUACCGAAAGAACGGUUAAGGGCAAGAACACAAAGUCUAAGGACAAGUAUAAAGGUGGACUUGUGUUUAAACCAAAGCGCGGGCUCUGGGAUAAGUACAUCCUGGUCAUGGACUUUAAUAGUUUGUAUCCCAGUAUCAUUCAGGAGUUCAACAUCGAUUUUACCACCGUUGAUAAGCUUUCUGAUGAAGAUGGGAUUCCGGAUACACCUGAUACUCAGCUAUCUCAGGGUGUUCUUCCUCGUCUUAUCGCCACGUUGGUUAACCGGCGGCGGCAGGUGAAAAGCUUGAUGAAGGAUCGGACCGCUACCCCUGCCAAACUCAUGCAGUGGGAUAUCAAACAACAAGCCCUAAAACUUACUGCAAACAGCAUGUAUGGAUGUUUAGGCUUCACCCAAUCAAGAUUCUAUGCCCGUCCUCUGGCAGCCCUCACAACCUUCAAAGGCCGCCAAAUCCUGACGCAUACGCGAGAAUUGGCAGAAAGUAUGAAUUUAGAUGUGGUCUACGGUGAUACCGACUCAGUCUUUGUGAACUCAAACGCAACGGACCUGGCAGAAGCUCUGAAAACGGCUAACCAGUUCAAGAAGCUGGUAAACGAGCGGUACCGAUUGCUUGAGAUAGACUUGGACGGCGUGUUUCAACGUUUGCUUCUUCUGCAAAAGAAAAAAUACGCCGCCUUGAAAGUCGAUGAAGGUGGAAAAACUAGCAUUGAGAUUAAGGGUUUAGAUAUGAAACGACGAGAAUUUUGUGCCCUGUCAAAAACUGUUUCCGAAUUUACCCUCAACCAUCUCCUUUCGGGAGAAAUGACCGAAGUUGCUGUCGAGAAUAUUCACGAGUACCUCACAAAAGUUGGCCAGGAAGUUCGGGAAGGCAAAAUCCCACUGGAGGAAUACAUUAUCAAUAAACGCUUGGGUAAAAACCCGGAGGAUUUUCCGGACGUGAAGAGCCAGCCUCAUGCCCAAGUGGCUCUGCGACUAAAGGCGAAGGGUCGAUCGCCUCGUGCAGGGGAUGUCAUGCAGUACAUCUUCUGCUUGGGCGAAAACGGAGAGUCGUCUAAAUCUGGUCAAGCUGACCGUGCAUUCCACCCCGAUGAAAUACGUCGAUCCAAUGGGACUUUAAAAAUUGAUUACGACUAUUAUUUGUCUGCACAAGUGCUUCCCUCUGUUGAUCGUCUUUGUGAUUCCAUUGAGGGCACAGAUCGUGCUCGCCUGGCGGAAUGUCUAGGACUGAAUGCCACUGAAUAUACGAAGAUAGUGUCGAUUCCCCAACGAAGCCUUGGAGUGCUCGAUUCUCUAGUCCCUGAUUUCGAGCGCUUCCGAGAUACAACUCCAUUCAUCAUCCAUUGUCAUGCAUGUGCCGCCGACACAGCAUUCUCUCGCUUGUCGGAGACAGAUACCCCAAUCCUAACCACGGUCGGCCCACGCUGUCCGUCAUGCCACAAAGCUCUCCCGCCCGCUAGCUUGGAGCUCCAGCUCGAGCUUCACAUUCGGGAGCACAUUGGGAAAUUCUACGAAGGAUGGACCAUCUGUGAUGACCCUACCUGUGGUAUGCGCACAAGACGCACCGGCGUCCAUGCUCGAAAGUGCCUCCGUCUUGGGUGUCAAGGGAACGUGUCCUUUGAGUACACCGAUGCUAUGUUGUACAAUCAGUUGUUGAUGCAUGCUAGUCUCUUCGAUAUUUCGAAGGCACUGAAUGCUGCCGAUCAACAUUCUAAGAAGGAUGAACUUCACGAGAUCAUCGAUUCGAACCAAGCCCUCAUGCGCCAACUCCAUGGAGUAGUAGACAGAUAUCUUAACAAGUGCGGCCGUCGUUGGGUUGACCUAGCAGAUAUAUUCUCAUUCGCGCGUCUUGCAAUGUGACUCUAACAUCAGCUGUACCAUUACUCUGCAUCCUGUGAACUAUAAUACAGUCCAUUGUAUUCAUGCAACCU
Cantharellus anzutake is the source of this 4579-nucleotide messenger RNA. RefSeq names its product DNA polymerase alpha catalytic subunit. Lineage: Eukaryota; Fungi; Basidiomycota; Agaricomycetes; Cantharellales; Hydnaceae. Bases 111 to 4508 code for a protein of 1465 amino acids. Gene Ontology annotation, molecular function: DNA replication origin binding; purine nucleotide binding; DNA-directed DNA polymerase activity. Gene Ontology annotation, biological process: mitotic DNA replication initiation; leading strand elongation; lagging strand elongation. The record is from RefSeq and is a predicted model, not a curated record. Gene Ontology annotation, cellular component: alpha DNA polymerase:primase complex. The transcript is spliced from 20 exons.